This is a messenger RNA of Ogataea philodendri, 768 nucleotides long. RefSeq lists its product as uncharacterized. Bases 1 to 768 code for a protein of 255 amino acids. NCBI's taxonomy places the organism in Eukaryota, Fungi, Ascomycota, Pichiomycetes, Pichiales, Pichiaceae. The transcript has 3 exons. The record is from RefSeq and is a predicted model, not a curated record.
AUGAGCUUUGAUUUGGAGGUGAAGGUUGGUCCGGAUGUCGGUUUUGAUCUGGCCGAUAUGGUCCAGCCGGUGCCCCUGACCACGUACGAGCACCGUCGGAGGGCCCAGUCGAGUUUCUCCCAGGAGAACGCCUUAAGUUCUGUCACGUAUCUGAGGGACUCUUUAUUUGGCUGGUGGUCUGUCUUGUCUGGGAACUCGCUGACCAAAAACAGAUCGAGGAACAGCGCGUACGCCACGACGAGACUGGCUGACUGGAAGUACAGCAAUGCUGGAUGCAGGUCCAAUUGGAUAAGGGAGAGAGCAUAUAGCACGGGCACGGCCACCGCAAUAACGUGCUGGAAUACUGGUACCCGCUGGUAUGCUACCACGGCCAGGUCUGGCAAUAGGGAAAACAUUGGGAUAGCCGUGGCCACGCACACUGGUUUUGGUAGCUGGAUAGACCGUUUUGCCAGAAACCUGUUCCAUCUGUUUUCGACGCGCAACGUGACACACCAGUACAGAAAAAGAAACAUCGGGCGGUACGCUGCAUCGCCAGAAGUGCGGUACCAUGCCAUCUUCGUGUUGGCAAACCAAUGUAACGUCCCGUUCAGCAGAAACGUCAGGUACACAGCCAGGAUUUUGCCAGACGGCGAAGUGCCAAACAGUUUAUCGGUCAGGGCACGACACAAACUGUACGAUCUGUACAGCAAUUGGUGCCACGCUUCGUUCCAGAACGUCUUGAGCGGCGGGGACGUGAACAUCUUGCUCAUGUCGAACAAUGGCGUGUAG